Messenger RNA from Cryptomeria japonica (Japanese cedar), 2934 nucleotides. RefSeq names its product boron transporter 4. NCBI's taxonomy places the organism in Eukaryota, Viridiplantae, Streptophyta, Pinopsida, Cupressales, Cupressaceae. The transcript has 13 exons. The record is from RefSeq and is a predicted model, not a curated record. Gene Ontology annotation, molecular function: solute:inorganic anion antiporter activity. Gene Ontology annotation, biological process: monoatomic ion homeostasis; transmembrane transport; monoatomic anion transport. Bases 183 to 2207 code for a protein of 674 amino acids. Gene Ontology annotation, cellular component: plasma membrane.
UUUUGACUACCUAGCCACUGUGGCACCGACUGCCUGCCAGGCUAGCAGAAGUGUCUGCAUGUGAAUUAAGGAACUAGUAUUCUACGUUCCCUAGUACAUGCUAGGAAUAAAAUUUAUUUUAGCUUUUAGGCAGCCUUACAUUUUGUGGAUGUAUCCUGUCUUUCUGUUGGUGACUCCCGACAAUGGAGAACAAGUCGAAUGCUCCGUUCAUUGGCAUCCUCACUGAUAUCAAAGGAAGGCUGCCCUGCUAUAAACAGGACUGGAUCGGUGGAUUUACAGCAGGAUUCAGAAUAUUGGCUCCCACUGCAUACAUUUUUUUCGCUUCAGCUCUUCCCGUCAUAGCCUUUGGGGAGCAACUUGGCAGAGAUACAGAUGGGACAUUGUCAGCUGUGCAAACACUGGCUUCCACAGCUCUGUGUGGGAUAAUACAUUCCAUUUUAGGCGGCCAGCCAUUGCUGAUCUUGGGUGUUGCCGAGCCAACAGUCCUCAUGUAUACCUACAUGUAUAACUUUGCAAAGGGCAGAAGUGCUCUAGGACAUCGCCUGUUUCUGGCGUGGGCAGGAUGGGCAUGUGUCUGGACUUCUCUCCUACUCUGUUUACUUGCAAUAUUUGGGGCUGCCGCAGUAAUAAGCAGAUUUACAAGAGUAGCUGGAGAACUGUUUGGCAUGCUAAUCGCAGUCUUGUUCAUGCAAGAAGCCAUCAAGGGUGUUGUAGAAGAGUUCCGAGUACCUAAACGGGAGAAUCCCAAUAAUGAAGAAUUUCAAUUUCCCUGGCUUUUUUCAAAUGGUUUAUUUGGGCUGUUAUUGUCCUUUGGCCUAUUGAUCACUGCCUUAAAAAGCAGAAGGGCACGGGCUUGGCGAUAUACUACAGGUUGGUUGCGAGGUUUUAUAGCAGACUACGGAGUUCCAUUGAUGAUUGUAGUCUGGACAGCUGUGUCAUACUCUGCACCAAACAAAGUACCUUCAGGCAUCCCUAGAAGACUGUCUAGUCCUGACCCAUGGUCUCCGGGAGCUUCAUCUAAUUGGACAGUUAUUAAGGAUAUGCUUGAUGUACCCCCUUUGUACAUUUUGGCAGCAUUUAUACCUGCUAUUAUGAUAGCGGGACUUUAUUUCUUUGAUCACAGCGUGGCAUCCCAAAUGGCCCAACAGAAAGAAUUCAAUCUGAAAAACCCAUCAGCUUACCAUUAUGACAUACUUUUGCUAGGAUUCAUGGUGUUGUUAUGUGGACUGAUUGGUAUUCCUCCUUCAAAUGGUGUUUUGCCACAAUCUCCUAUGCAUACUAAAAGUCUUGCAGUAUUGAAGCGACAGAUGAUCCGGAAAAAAAUGGUACAAAGUGCAAAGAGAAGCAUUGAACAACAAGCCAGUAAAACAGAGAUUUAUGGCAAUAUGCAGGAAGUGUUUAUCGAAAUGGAGCCGAAUGGGCCUACAUCAAAGGAUUUCCAUGAACUUAAGGAUUUGAAAAAGUUAGUCCUCAAGAGUACAGGAAAUGAAAUGGAUGGAAAUGCUUUUGAUCCUGAAAAGCAUAUUGAGGCAUGUCUUCCGGUUAGAGUGAAGGAACAACGGCUGAGCAAUUUAGUGCAGUCUAUUCUUGUGGGUGGAUCUUUGGGAUUGAUGCCUGUCAUUAAAAUGGUUCCUAAUUCUGUCUUAUGGGGUUACUUUGCUUACAUGGCAAUAGAGAGUUUACCAGGAAAUCAAUUUUGGGAAAGGCUGCUUCUGCUUUUUGUCACUCCAACUCGCAGAUUCAAGGUUCUUGAGGACGUGCAUGCCUCAUUUGUGGAAACAGUGCCCUUCAAGACCAUUGCUCUUUUUACCAUAUUUCAGUUCGUUUAUUUACUGGCAUGUUUUGGAGUUACAUGGAUACCAAUAGCAGGGAUACUUUUCCCAAUCCCUUUCUUCUUGUUAAUACCGCUUAGACAGUACUUGCUUCCCAAGAUAUUUGAAGCAAAGUACAUAUUUGAGCUGGAUGCCGCUGAAUAUGAAGAGAGUGCAGCAUAUCCUCGUCGGGAUUUGAGCCUCUCUAUUCGGGAACGUGAGACACCUAGAACUCCAAGAACACCUCGAACACCUCGAACACCUCGAGUAGGAAGAGUGGAUAGUAUCAAGGAAAUCAUUGGUGAUGCAGAAAUCUUGGAUGAAUUGACUACCAGAAGUCGUGGUGAACUGAAACUUCGGCCAAUUCACACAGAUUCCAGGGACUUUACCAACUAAAAGAAAAAGCAUCUUUUUGGGGAAAAUAUUUAUAAUAGGGAAUGUGUGCAAGGGUACAUCGUGUCUUCUUCAUAAACUAGGAUUGCCUAAAUGUGGAUGAGAAAUGACAUGAAAUUGUCUGGUAUCUGCAGAUUCACACAGAUUCCAGGGACUUUACCAACUAAAAGAAAAAGCAUCUUUUUGGAUCAGGGCAGUCCUUGACACUUAAAAUUGGCUUCAUCCAGAGAUGUCACAGCGCUUGACAAGCUUUGUAUGGCAAGUUUUCUUUUGGCAAGCUUUGUGUGGCAAAUUUUCUUUUGAAGGACAUAUAUUAGCUGUCUUAAUAUAAUCAUUCCAGAAAAUUGCAUAAGAGUCUGAGACUCUGAAGUAUGUUGCCGAGCUGAAGAUUGAAGCAUUGAUUGCAUAAACAAAUUUUGUGACCAUUUUGUUCACAAAGGAGGAUGUUACCAUCAUGGCAGACUGUUGCUACUUGCUUUGGUCUGAGUCACACCAAAGGAUGGAUCUAUUUAUGAACAUAGCUUGCAUAUCAAUUUGUGUAAUGAAGAAGCCCAUGAAAAGUUUUAGAACCAAGCAAGGGUUAUGGGCAUAAUUUAACAAAGUGCUUGCCUUGCUGAAGCAAAAGAAAUUUGAAUUUAUCAUUAUGUAAAUGCAUAAAGUUAAGGACAGAGUUAUUCUAUAUAUAGAUUUGAUGGGAAAGAAGAUUCUAUUCAAUGUUUUCCAUUUCUUA